Molecule: messenger RNA, 534 nt
Organism: Verticillium nonalfalfae
Lineage: Eukaryota; Fungi; Ascomycota; Sordariomycetes; Glomerellales; Plectosphaerellaceae
Gene: SOD1
Product: Superoxide dismutase [Cu-Zn]
Exons: 4
Coding region: 1-534 (177 amino acids)
Biological process (GO): removal of superoxide radicals
Molecular function (GO): superoxide dismutase activity; copper ion binding
Source: RefSeq, a predicted model, not a curated record
AUGGCCGGGGUUCUUCCUAUGACGGCACUCGUGCUUGAGAUGCAAGCCGACAUUGGUAAGCAUACCGUCCACGGACGGGCUUUCGCUGUCGUCCGUGGUGACUCCAAGGUCACUGGUACCGUCACCUUCGAGCAGGAGAGCGAGUCUGCCCCUACCCAGGUCUCGUGGGACAUCUCCGGCAACGACGCCGAUGCCGAGCGCGGCAUGCACAUCCAUACCUUCGGUGACAACACCAACGGCUGCACCUCUGCCGGCCCUCACUUCAACCCCCACAGCAAGAACCACGGCGCGCCCUCGGACGAGGACCGCCACGUUGGUGACCUCGGCAACAUCAAGACCGACGCCCAGGGCAACUCCAAGGGUUCCGUUCAGGACUCUUUCAUCAAGCUGAUUGGCCCCCACAGUGUUAUCGGCCGUACCGUUGUUGUCCACGGCGGCACCGACGAUCUCGGCAAGGGUGGUCACGCCGAGUCCCUCAAGACUGGUAACGCCGGCCCCCGUCCCGCUUGCGGUGUCAUCGGCAUCUCCAACUAA